GGCAGAUCAACGAUCACGUCGCGAACGGAACCCUUUGAGUUUUGACCCUAGUAAUUCACGGUUUGAUGUAAGCACGCAGGCGGCGAGAUGCAUGCGGGCAGGAUGUGAUGGCUCGGUUAUAUGCAUGUCUACAUGACAAGCGACUCAAAGCCUGCAGGUUUUCUAGGUUGAUGAUUCUAUGCAUCUGCCUGGUUUGUUUAGAGGGGUCCUAUUCGAACGUUCGGCUGGUGCUUGCUAUUACUUUGACAAGAUGCGUAGCGAUCUGUCACUCUGUUACACUAGUGUGGCACUUCUUGAAGGUGUGCUCACCCUGGGUCAUACGUAUCUUGCACAAUAGGUAUUGCGGCCAACCAUAUUCGAGCCUAAUAAUGUACUACAUUGUCUGAUCGGGGAGCCUCUAAUAUGCUUCACGGGCUCGUGGGUCAGAUCACACACAAUGAGCAUUGUGGAAGAUCAUGUUACAUGCUGUCCGGUCGCAUCAGAGGACUGAUAUUGUACCCGCUACCUUGUGGAACCUGUGGCUAUCGACG
Pseudovirgaria hyperparasitica is the source of this 530-nucleotide messenger RNA. RefSeq lists its product as uncharacterized. The coding region runs from base 108 to 386 and encodes 92 amino acids. The transcript has a single exon. The record is from RefSeq and is a predicted model, not a curated record. Lineage: Eukaryota; Fungi; Ascomycota; Dothideomycetes; Acrospermales; Acrospermaceae.